AUGUCUGCAUUAACACAAUUUUAUUAUAGAGCUCCAAAAUCUGUUGGUAUAAUACAAGGUACACCAAGUUAUGAAGGUAUUGAUAUUAAUCAACAAGUUACAGAUGAUGUUCGAGUUACUCAAUAUUCUUCAAAUGGUAAAUAUUUUGCAUUUACACAAUCAACUUUUGUUACAAUUAUAAAUCCAGAUGAUGGUUCUAUUGUUAAUAAAAUUGAAUUAAAAGAUGUUUUUGAUUUACAAUUUUCUCCUCAAGGUUCAUAUUUAUGUACUUGGGAAAAACCAUUAAAACAAGAUGAUGGUAAUUAUCAUAAUAAUGUUAAGAUUUUUACAUCAAUUGAUGGUCAAUUAUUUGGUGAAUAUAGUGCAAGAGAUCAAAGUAAUUGGAAACCAGAUUUUACACCAGAUGAAAAUUUAAUUGCAAGACAAUUUAAAAAUGAAAUUAAAUUUUAUGAAGUUAAUUCAAAAUUAAAUUUUAAUAAAGCAUGGUCAUCAUUAAAAAUUGAAAAUUUACAAAAUUUUAAAUUGUCUCCUGGUAAAAAUCCAAAAAUUGCAGUAUUUAAACCUGAAAAAUCUGGUAAACCUGCAAUUGUUAGUGUUUAUAAUAUUACACAAGCAAUGACUCAACCAGUUUCUUCCAAGACUUUUUUCAAAGCUGAAAGAUGUACAUUAAGAUGGAAUAAUAUUGGUACUGCAUUAUUAGCAUUAGCUUCAACAGAUGUUGAUGCAUCAAAUAAAUCAUAUUAUGGUGAAACUACAUUAUAUUUAUUAGGUAUUGCAGGUUCUUAUGAUUCAAGAAUUCAUUUAGAUAAAGAAGGUCCAAUUCAUGAUAUUACUUGGUCACCAUCUGCAAGAGAAUUUGGUGUUGUUUAUGGUUAUAUGCCUGCCAAAACCACAUUUUUCGAUGCAAGAGGUAAUACUAUAUAUUCAUUACCACCUGCUCCAAAAAACACUAUAUUAUUUUCUCCACAUGCAAGAUUUGUAUUAGUUGCAGGUUUUGGUAAUUUACAAGGUACAGUUGAUGUUUAUGAUCGUUUACAAAAAUUUUCAAAAAUUUCAUCAUUUUCUGCAUCAAAUACUUCAGUAUGUCAAUGGUCACCAGAUGGUCGUUAUAUUUUAACUGCAACAACAUCACCAAGAUUAAGAGUUGAUAAUGGAGUUAAAGUUUGGUAUGCAACAGGGAAAUUAAUUUUUAAUAAAGAUUUUAAAGAAUUAUUUGCAGUUGAUUGGAGACCACGUCCCCUUGAAACUUUCCCACCUUUAAAAAAAUUAGAUGAUAAUCCAUCACAACAUUCAAGUGUAUUAGAAAUUGAACAAAAAAAUCCAAAACCAAUUAGUGGAGAUUCAACAAAACCAAAAGGUGCAUAUAGACCACCACAUCAAAGAAAUGGUAAUUCAUCCUCAACUCCACAAUCAUUAUAUCAAAAAGAAAUAAGUUCUAAUUUAUCUGGUACUAGUUAUCAACCACCAACAAGAACAAAAUUAAUUCCAGGUGCACCAAAACCUGUUGAAAAAGAAUCAAAAUCAGCAGCUAAAAAUCGUAAAAAAAGAGAAAAUAAACAAAAAGAAAAUAGUCAAGAAUCUACACCAACUUUACAAACACCUCCACCAAGUCAACCACAACAACCUCAACAUCAAGAAUCAUUAAUAGUUGGAGGGACACAAAGUCUUGAAGAAAAGAAAAUUAGAGGUUUAUUAAAAAAAUUAAGAGCUAUUGAAGCAUUAAAAAUGAAACAAGCUCAAGGUGAAACUUUAGAAGAUACUCAAGUUUUAAAAAUUCAAACUGAAGAUAAAAUUAGAUCAGAAUUAAGUUCAUUAGGUUGGAAUGAAUAA
This is a messenger RNA of Hansenula ciferrii, 1830 nucleotides long. RefSeq names its product translation initiation factor 2A. The transcript has a single exon. The record is from RefSeq and is a predicted model, not a curated record. Gene Ontology annotation, molecular function: tRNA binding; translation initiation factor activity; mRNA binding. The coding region runs from base 1 to 1830 and encodes 609 amino acids. Gene Ontology annotation, biological process: translational initiation. Gene Ontology annotation, cellular component: cytosolic small ribosomal subunit. Lineage: Eukaryota; Fungi; Ascomycota; Saccharomycetes; Phaffomycetales; Wickerhamomycetaceae.